Messenger RNA from Xiphophorus maculatus (southern platyfish), 2342 nucleotides. It is a transcript of the gene eps8l3a, whose product is annotated as epidermal growth factor receptor kinase substrate 8-like protein 3. The record is from RefSeq and is a predicted model, not a curated record. The transcript is spliced from 20 exons. Gene Ontology annotation, molecular function: actin binding. Gene Ontology annotation, biological process: positive regulation of ruffle assembly; regulation of Rho protein signal transduction; Rho protein signal transduction. Bases 163 to 2028 code for a protein of 621 amino acids. Gene Ontology annotation, cellular component: plasma membrane; ruffle membrane; vesicle. Lineage: Eukaryota; Metazoa; Chordata; Actinopteri; Cyprinodontiformes; Poeciliidae.
ACUUUGUCCUCCUCCUUCAUAAGGAAGCUUUGGUUUCACGCCGUCGAAGUGAAGGAUUAAAAUAUGAACUGAAGGUGGAUGCUGCUGCUAAACCGCUGUCAAUAACACAGGAGGAAAUCACCAAGAUUCAGCAGCAGAACGAGAAAGGUGUGUCAGGACAGGAUGUUCAGGAGCAACAGUCCGUACGGUUCUGAGACCAGCAGCUACAUUUCCCUCCAGUCCAAUGGAUUUUCCAACAUGGAUGAUUCCGCCUCCCAAAUAUCGAACAUCUCGAGACCCAGUGCAAAGUCGAUUUACUUGCAGAGGCUGCAGUAUGCAGCAUCAGUGAACAAGAUGAUGGAAAAGUCAGAGUACAGAGUGGAGCACUUGUUUACUUGCGACCUAAAUGGGAAGGAUCUCAGAAACAUCCCGGACUGUGUGGAGCGCCUGAAGCUUCUGGAUCAAACGGAUCGUAUUUGGGGUCAGAACAUGGUGCUGGAGGUUCGCGGUGCCAACCUGCUGCUCAUAGACUACGAAACCAAGGAAGAGCUGGAGUCCUUUUCUCCUGGUGAAAUAAAGGAGUUAUUGGCCUUUCUGGACGCCGGGGUGUUUGACUCUCUGCUCAUCCUGUCCGUCCAGAACAGGAGGAAAGCCGCCACCACCGUCUUCCUGUUCCAGUGCGAUGAAGUCAGGGCUGAUUUCAUCGCAAAGGAUUUACUGCGAGCUCUGUUGCAGAAGAGUGAGGGUUCACACAUCAGCAGCAAUGGACACAUUGUGGGCGGACAUGGAAGAGUGAAACAGCCCAAUAAGCCUGCAGAGCCGAUGCCUGCACACGAAGCGCCACCACGUACUCCGCCUGACAACGCUGAGGAUGAGUUCCCUGAGCCUGAACUGGAUCUGCGUCGGUACAGGGAGGAAGACGUCGUCCCGCCACCGAUGCCGUCUCCAUCACCUCCCCGUCGACAGUACACAGAACUGGACAGGAAUGUUGACAUUUUAAACCACAUCAUAACCGACGUCGAGAUCUUCAUGGGGAAAAUAUCCGCAGCCGACGCCAAAAAUGCAAAGAAGAAAAAGAAAAAGAAAAAAGGAAAAGGAGGGGAUGGGAUGCCGCCUGAGGAGGAGUUUUCGGAUUGCCUCCAUAAAAUCAAAUCUGGCUUCAACCUUCUGGGAGAGCUCAACGGAAAGAUCAACAAUCCAGCCGCUCCUGACUUUGUCCACUCUUUGUUCUCUGCAUUAGCCUUCGUGUGCUCUCACUGCUCUGAAACCGUCCCUCCGUCCAUCGUCGCCCCGCUGCUCACGCCUCAGUGUAUCCGUCUCCUGAGUGAGGAGGCGUCCUCGGAGGAGGACAACCUGUGGCAGUCGCUGGGAGACGCCUGGAACAUCCCCAGUACCAAAUGGCCAGAGGAGGAUGAGGACAUCCCAGUCUACAACAUGCAGUUUUUUGAUGGCUGGCAGCCCCCAGAAGUGACUGGAGAGCUUCCACCCAGUGAACCGGAGAGCCGGCGGGAGAGUCCCCGGCCUCCGCCAAGCCUGCAGCCGUCACCAAACACAGCUGGACACAAAACACAGGAGGAGCUGAGUUAUGCAAAGUGGAAGCCACCAAAAGAACGACAAAAACCAGGGCCAGUCGAGGUAAAACUACGCGUCAAAUAUGACUUCAUAUCCAGAAACCAAAGGGAGCUCAACGUCACUAAAGGAGAAAUAGUUGAUCUUCUGGACAAGUCGAAGCAGUGGUGGAAAGUGAGGAACAGCAGAGGAGAGGAAGGUUACGUACCAAACAACGUCCUGGAAGAUGUGGACGUUCAGUCUUACGAGGAUUUUGACACGUCUCCAGUUCUGACGAGAAAAUCUAAACCACCGGAGGUGAAAGCCUGGCUGGAAAACGCGGGAUUCAACCCGAUCACCGUGCGCUGCCUGGGCGUCCUGAGCGGCUCCAUGCUGCUGGGGAUGAGCAGAGAGGAGCUGAAGUCGGUGUGUCCAGAGGAAGGAGGACGAGUCUUCUUCCAAUUACAGGCGGUCAGAUCCGCCUUGGCAGAAGCAAGCUGAAGAAUCAUCACAGCUGGAAAAUAAGAGGAAAAUUGACUAGAUGCUGGAAGCAAAUUAGAGGGAAAAAGCAGAAUAUAGCAGAUUUGCAUCAACAUGUACAGAUACUGUAGUCACUUUCUGAAAUCAGCACCAACUCCUCAUAUUGUUCUAAAUGCUAAGCAUGUUAAAUAUACCGUUUAUCCCAACUAUUUUAAGUUGUAAUCUCUAUUAAAACAUUCUAUUAUAAACUGGAUUGCUGCAAAUAAUUGCUGAAGUGUUUUGUUUGUAAUCAUUGUGUAACUUGCAAAUUAAAGUAAAAAAUCUGGAACAUCUGA